CGCCCUCUGUGCAUAUCAUCCUCUCUCUGCCUCCAUCAGUCUUCCUUCCAGGUAAUUCUGUUCCAGAAAAUGCGCGGCUGGCAACUGCAGCUGCUGUCCCUGUAGUUGGCUCUCUCUACCGGGCCUCCUUCCACUCUGUAUACCUCACCCACCGACUGCUAGAGAGAAUCCGCAUGCGGAGCCUCAUCGCGCGCACCGUGGUGAAUUUAGACUUGAUUUUCUGUCGCAGAAGAGUGGUAUCUACACUUGCCAAAUUCUUGAAUAUGGAGGUCCUUGUGAAAUAUAAAUGUUAUAAUUUUUUUGUUUUAUGUCUUAAAUAUCAGUGAUGGAUCCAGUCUUUGAAACGGCAUGAAAAUGCAAGUUUUUCAGUUUAUUUUCAUUCGUUCAAGCUGAGCAAAUGCGUCGUGUCUGAGGCAGAAUCUACGGUCUCCUCCAAAUCAGCCCAGGAUUUGCGUAUGAGAAACGCAAACCACUGCGUUCCUAUUUAUCAAACAUUGCAUUUGGCUUGCCUUUAUCCCCCCGUUUCGGAUUGAUCGGAUGCACCGGCGUUGGAUGCGACUGUGGAGAACUGCAUAGCUUUCAGCAUGAUUUGAUGUAAAGGGUUUUUCAACAGGGUAACUGGACGUCUACCUUUCUGAAAACAGCUACAUUCAAGUCAAGUGCGAAAGCCAUCGAUAGAUCAUCCCUAUAUGGACUAGAUCUUGGUUCCUCGGGAUUUUGAAACUAGCAGGUCACACUCAUCUUGGUUUUGGCGCUUCUUGGGAAAAUUGCCUUAAACUGCCGGAGCCAUGAAAGUUGUUUCAGCAGUGUUGUUCCUUGCCAUAUUUUGGAGUCAGGAGUGGGAGCCCGUGAAUUCUGAUUCGAUCAUACACAUCGGGGCCAUCUUUGAUGAGUCUGCCAGGAAGGAUGACGAGGUGUUUCGCAUGGCUGUGGCGGACCUCAACCUCAACAACGAGAUCCUGGAGACGGAGAAGAUCACCAUCUCCGUGGAGUUUGUGGACGGGAACAACCCUUUCCAGGCGGUCCAGGAAGCCUGUGAGUUGAUGAACAGGGGGAUCCUGGCGCUGGUCAGCUCUAUCGGCUGUAUGUCAGCGGGCUCCCUGCAGUCGCUGGCGGACGCCAUGCACAUCCCGCACCUCUUCAUCCAGCGGGCCACUGCCGGGACCCCUCGCUCCAGCUGCCCCCUCAUCACCACCCGCACCCGCCAGGACGACUACACCCUCUUCGUGCGCCCGCCCGUCUACCUCAAUGACGUCAUCCUCCAAGUGGUCAGCGAGUACAGCUGGCAGAAGUUUAUCAUCUUCUACGACCAGGAAUACGAUAUCCGUGGGAUCCAGGACUUCCUGGACAAGACGUCUCAGCAAGGCAUGGACGUGUCGCUUCAGAAGGUGGAGUCCAACAUCAACAUGAUGAUUACCAGCAUGUUCCGGACCAUGAGGGUGGAGGAGCUCCACCGCUACCGAGACACGCUGCGCCGGGCCGUGCUCUUCAUGAGCCCUGCCACCGCCAAGGCCUUCAUCACUGAGGUUGUGGAGACGAACCUCGUGGCAUUCGACUGUCACUGGAUCAUCAUCAAUGAGGAGAUCUCAGACCAGGACGUCCAGGAUCUGGUUAUGAAGUCUAUCGGGCGUCUGACUCUGAUCAGACAGACGUUCCCCCUGCCCCAGAACACCAGCCAGCGCUGCGUCAAGCACAACCACCGCAUCAACACCUCCCUCUGUGACCCCAAAGACCCCAAGGCUCAGACAUUGGAGAUAACCAACCGCUACAUCUACGACACGGUGCUGCUAUUGGCCAACACCUUCCACAGGAAACUGGAGGACAGGAAGUGGCACAGCAUGGCCAGCCUCACCUGCAUCCGCAAGAACUCCAAGCCCUGGCAGGGCGGGCGCCCCAUGCUGGACAACGUCAAAAAGUCUGGAGUGAGUGGUUUGACCGGCUUCCUGGAGUUUACCGACAACGGAACCAACCCCAACAUCUACUUCGAGAUCCUGGGGACCAAUUAUGGCGAGGACAGGGGGAGGGGUGUCAUCAAGCUGGCCACCUGGGACCCAGUGCAUGGCAUCAAUGGAACACUAACUGACAGGAAGUUGGAAAACAACAUGAGAGGUGUGGUUCUGCGCGUGGUCACUGUGUUGGAGGAGCCCUUUGUGAUGGUGUCAGAGAAUGUCCUUGGGAAGCCUAAGAAGUACCAAGGCUAUUCCAUCGACGUGCUGGAUGCUCUCUCCAACUACCUGGGCUUCAAGUACGAGAUCUACGUGGCCCCUGACCAUAAGUAUGGGAGCCAACAGGCUGACGGGGUCUGGAACGGACUAAUCGGAGAGUUGGUUGCCAAGCGUGCUGACAUGGGUCUCUCGGCUCUCACCAUCACACCAGAGCGGGAAAGUGUGGUGGACUUUACCACGCGCUACAUGGAUUACUCGGUGGGCGUGCUGCUCAGGAAGGCUGAACGCACCGUGGACAUGUUCGCCUGCCUGGCGCCCUUUGACCUGUCGCUAUGGGCAUGCAUCGCGGGCACGGUGCUACUGGUGGGCAUACUGGUCUACCUGCUCAACUGGCUCAACCCGCCGCGCCUGCCCAUGGGCUCCGUCUCCUCCACCACCCUCUACAACUCCAUGUGGUUUGUCUACGGAUCAUUCGUCCAGCAGGGUGGUGAGGUUCCGUAUACCACCCUGGCCACGAGGAUGAUGAUGGGGGUAUGGUGGCUUUUUGCUUUGAUCGUCAUCUCCUCCUACACGGCCAACCUGGCUGCCUUCCUCACCAUCAGCCGCAUCGAGAACUCCAUCCAGUCUCUCCAGGACCUGUCCAAGCAGACAGAGUUGCCCUACGGGACGGUGUUGGACUCAGCUGUGUACGAGCAGGUGCGCAGUAAGGCCAUGAACCCCUUUGAAAGGGACCCCAUGUACUCCCAGAUGUGGCGUAUGAUCAACCGCACCGGCGGGGCCGACAACAACGUGGAGGAGUCCAAGGAGGGCAUCCGCAAGGUGAAGUACGGGCAUUUUGCCUUUGUGUGGGAUGUGGCGGUGCUGGAGUAUGUGGGCAUCAACGAUGACGACUGCUCCUUCUACACUGUGGGGAACAAGGCACCAGACCGGGGCUACGGCAUCGCCCUGCAGCACGGCAGUCCAUACAGGGAUAUCUUCUCCCAGAGGAUCCUGGAGCUGCAGCAGAACGGGGACAUGGACAUCCUGAAGCUGAAGUGGUGGCCACGGGACAGCCCGUGUGACCUGUACUCUGCGGUGCACACCAAACACCGCGGCAGCGCCCUGGACAUCCACAGCUUUGCCGGCGUGUUCUGCGUGCUGGCGGCGGGUGUGGUGGUCUCCUGUCUCAUCGCCAUGGUGGAGACCUGGUGGACAAAGAGGAAGGGCUCACGAGUCCCCUCCAAAGAGACACAGGCCGAUGGCACUUCCGCCAGGCAAGCUGAACCGUGCCACCACCAACAUGACACCCAUCACGACAUCCCCCUCACCACUCUCAGGGCUGCCUCCUCCCCCCAUUAUCCCCAGUCACCCGCAUGCUGUGACCUCCCAUGUGCCUUGAUCGUCCAGCACAGGGUCGAACCCGACGACGACCCCUCCCAACUCGUCCCUAAAAUAAGAAUGACCUCUUUCGCUGCCUCUCCUCCCACCUCCAGGGAUGAUAAGGAGAUCGACCUGGAGCACCUUCACCGCCGGGUUAACAGCCUGUGCACAGAGGACGACAGCCCCCACAAACAGUUCUCCACCUCCUCCAUUGACCUGACGCCACUGGACAUGGACUCUAUGCCGGCCAACCGGCAGGCCCUGGAGCAGAUCAGCGACUUCCGAAACACGCACAUCACCACUACCACCUUCAUCCCCGAGCAGAUCCAGACCCUCAGCCGCAGCCUGUCUGCCAAGGCCCAACAGGGCUUCGCCUUUGGUCCCGUGCAGGACCACCGGACUGGGGGGCCCUUCAGGCAGAGAGCCCCCAACGGAGGCUUCUUCCGCAGCCCCAUCAAGACUAUGUCCUCCAUACCCUACCAGCCCACUCCCCAGCCCAACUUCGGCUACGGCAACGACCCAGACCGGGGCACGUCCAUAUGAGGCGAGAAUGAGUAUGCCGCACGGCGAGAGAAGGAUGAAAUUAAACGCACUCAAAAAAAUCUAUGUACAUAGGAAUCUUUUUCAGUUCUGAUUUUUUGAGGGGCUUUGCUUUUGUUUGGUGGGGGGGGGGGUGAUUUUCCUGCUGAAACCUGGUGGUGAGAGGUCGGGGACUUGAAUAUUUGCUUUAUUGUCAUCAUUCUCAUGGUUGUCUAGGGAUCUUUUGGGUGUGACGGGGCUCUGUUUUCUCUUUUUCGUUUCAUGACAUUUGAGGACUGCCUUUCUGAAGAAGCUUUUGGACCCAAUAAGGAGGAUAUGUAUUUGUUUUUUUACAACAGAAAACACUUUUCUGUUCUUGAAAUCCACAAAUCGGGCAACAACCCUAUGCUCAUUUGAAGGAUGUUCUUGUCUUUGCCUUUCACCAUAUGAGACUCCAUCCCACUCAGUUCUCUGGUGUUGAUCAUCAAUGCCUGUACUCCAAAUCUGAAAUCUGCCCCAAAAUGCGUGUCCAUUGGCUCCACUACCCUGCGGACUGAGACCUCACUGUCUGAGCUCUGGGCACGCUUCGUCAUCUUUGUGCACAUAAGGCUCCAUCAAUUCCACUGCACUGUACCAGUGCCCAUAGACCUGUAUUUGAUUGUAUGUAGUUUGGAUCUUUUUUUCUCACCUGUACUGUGCUGUCUAUUUCAAGGUGAGCGCCUCAGCCUCUAAACAAACACUUGAGAGAUGCAUAGAGGGACAAAAAGGAACUGAAAAUAACAGAGAUAAAAGACAACGGAAAAAGGACUUUAAAAAGCAGCUGAGGCUAUUGUAUGUAUUUUAUUGAAUUUGUUUUGAAAAUCUAUUUCAAUCCGUGGAAUGUGUUUGGUCAGAAUGUCACACGAAAAAAAAUGUUUGACGCUGUCUCAUUGUUUUUUUUUCUACCAAUUUUGAAAAGCGCUAAAUGACUGCUUUAGUCUUACUCUGGUUUGCAUCAUCAAUCAUAUUCAAAAAACAGUUGUGUUUUUUUUUACCUCAUUUGUAGUUCUACCAGGACUCAGUCAGAAAAAAAGUCACAUUUCAUUCUCCAGUCCACUAACUGACUGUUGUGUAGCUGUAAGGGCAAACAGUUGAGCUCAGAGUGAGGAGAACCCCUUUCAGAUAACAUCCUCAGUACAAGCCAUAUCAGUACAGGCUGGCUUCACCUUGCCAGUUUCCUGCUUCAAUAGGAUUUCUUGCCAUUGGAACUGUAGAGCUGAUGGCAUUCAUUUUGAAAGAUCUUUCUUCAUUUCUUAAAUGUUAAGGGUACUGUUUAUCUAACUUUUUUAAAGUGCCAAUUGUUUAAUUGAGGCCAUUUAAGGUGCAGUUUGGAGGGAGGGGGUCAAAAAAGAUAUAUUUUGUGAAGGGAAAAGUGGAACCAAACCUUUUCACUAACACUGUAUUAAUAUUUAAUAAUGUUUGUUGUUUAGAAUGAGCUUUCAGUUUGUUAUCUUAAGACUAAACCGCAAAUGUUGUGCGUAGAGAACAGAAGCCGUGUUUGAUGCAAGCCUUCUAUAUGUUCUUUUCUUAAGCUACGGUAUGGCUAUCGAAUGACAAUAGGACACAGACGAUGUUUAAAGAAAUUUUAUUUCCUAUUAAUGACAGACACAUUAUGAAAUAUGUAUAUUUUACAUGUUGAUGCUAUAUUUGUUUAAAAAAAAAAAAAGAAUAUAUCAUAUGAGCAUUGAGUUAGCAGUCACCCUAUACAUUUGGUUUCCCUCAGUUCCAGCCCACACAUAAGCUCUCUCAUGUCAUCUUGAGUUCAUUUUGAUUUGCUGGUUAAUAACAGAGGAGGCAAGUUCUUAAAAAGAAGCAUGCACAACUUGCCAUGCCCCGUGACAUGUUUUAUUUCAUACAUAGAACGUACAGGAUUACUUGAUAAUUUUCAACUGAUUAUGAUGUGCAGUAUUUAAUAUAGGCCUAUUUUGUUGUAUGUGUUGCAUAUUAUUCAAACGGAACAAACUGAGGCCUCUGUUACAAGUGGCAAAGCUUUCUGUGUAUAAUUUGUCUAAUAAACUUGUUUUCUACAGUG
Molecule: messenger RNA, 6114 nt
Organism: Salvelinus fontinalis (brook trout)
Lineage: Eukaryota; Metazoa; Chordata; Actinopteri; Salmoniformes; Salmonidae
Product: glutamate receptor ionotropic, delta-2-like
Exons: 17
Coding region: 789-4067 (1092 amino acids)
Biological process (GO): synaptic transmission, glutamatergic; modulation of chemical synaptic transmission; monoatomic ion transport
Cellular component (GO): postsynaptic membrane; plasma membrane
Molecular function (GO): glutamate-gated receptor activity; transmitter-gated monoatomic ion channel activity involved in regulation of postsynaptic membrane potential
Source: RefSeq, a predicted model, not a curated record